UACACAGUGUCUAUCGGCGUCGUUCACACUUCUUGAUUGCAAUGGCAUUAAUCUUGAAGCUACUGCUCCUAAUUGGCUUUGUCGCUGUACAGUCGAAGGACUGCAACUAUCGCUUUUGGAAGGCAAUAACCUGCGAGAAAAUUCAUUCUUUGGACCAACUGAAGAAAGGUAUUCAGGAAUGUAUUGAGUACGAUCAGGUGCCAAUUAAAGGUUUCUACCGGUUGGAGAUGGAAAAGAGUACGAUUGGGUUCCUUGAUCCCGACACGUUUAAAGGUUACGAACACGUGAAGAUUAUUCGGUUUCUUCUCACUAGUGUAUCAAAUAUACCCGAUGGCUGUUUUAAAAACCUAAAUCUAGAAACGCUUCAAAUUAGCUUUAGCACAGUAGACAAUAUUGAAAAUAAAGCGUUCGAAGGUAUGUUCAAUGUCAAAAGGUUUGUAAUUUAUGAAACCAAAGUGUCGCGCUUUUCCAAGGGUGCGUUUGCCGAUAUGCACGCUUUGGUCGAGCUCAAAUUGCUCAAUAUCGAGUUAGAGGAGCUGGAAGAGGGUGCCUUUGACAAUUCUCCAAACAUGGUCGAGCUGCAUCUUCAUGGAAACAAACUGGAAAAAGUUCCGAAGAACUUGCUUGCGAAGUUGUUGUUGCUGGAGACAGUUUAUCUUAGCGAAAACGCGUUGACCGUGCUAGACAGUGGCCUCCUCAAUGGGUUGACUAAGCUUCAAACGCUUCAUCUGGAGGGCAACCGUUUGGUGACGUUACCGCCGCAAAUAUUCAACGACCAAAGUUCUCUUACUGAACUGCAUUUGGAGAACAACGGCAUGAAAAAGAUCCCCGAUGGGCUCUUUGCAAAAUUACAAAAUCUGAGAGAUAUUUACCUUUCCGGAAACAAGUUUGAAAGUCUCCCAAGCGACAUUUUUCAAAGCAACCCACAGAUAAAGUCCAUUGAUCUUUCAGAUAACCAGCUAAGGCACCUGAAUGGAUUAUUCAAGAGACUUUCGAAGCUGAACCACGUUAGCUUAACCAAAAACAAGCUCUCAACAAUCCCUGACGGCACCUUCUCCGACUGUACCAAGUUGUUUGAAAUGGACUUCACUGAAAACGAAAUCGAGAAGAUUACACCUGGAAUUUUCACCGGUCUAAGAAGUCUAAAGAAGAUCAUUUUCGGAACAAACAGGGUGAGCGAAGUCGAACCCGGCUCAUUCAAUGGGCUAACUGAGCUUUACAAAUUGAACCUUAGGGACAAUAAGCUUAAGUCACUUCCGAGUGGGGUGUUUGACAAGAAUGUCAAGUUGGAAUGGCUGUAUCUGAGCGACAACGAGAUCGAGCAGUUGGACGAAGGAAUUUUCGACAAAUUAUCCGAACUAAAACGACUAUAUUUGGACAACAACAAGAUCCAGAAAUUCGAUUCCGGUAUUUUUAAAAAUUUAAAAAAGGUCGAAUUCAUGUACAUCGGCAGGAAUAAGCUGGACAGCAUAACGGCGAACAUGUUUGAAUGUUUAAGUUCCUUGACAGACCUGUACAUCAAGGAGAAUCCCAUUGAAACCGUAUCUUGCGACGCUUUCAAUGAUUUGGCAACCUUGGAGUCGCUGAGAAUGGAAAAUCUUAAUGUUGAGGAGUUUCCUUCAAAAUGUUUUUCGGGUUUGAAGAACGUGGUGUCUCUUACGAUUAGCAACUCCAAGUUAAAGCGGUUGAAUAAGGGGAUGUUCUUAGGGAUGGACAAGUUGAGGGCGCUGGUCCUAUCGGAGAACCACAUCGAGCAUUUCAAGGGGGAUGUGUUUGAAGGAUUGCAUGAACUUGCAACGUUAGAUCUUCAUCAAAAUCAGCUCUCAGAAAUCAAAAGGGAGAUGUUCACCGAAUUGCUAAAGCUCGACACGCUUACCUUGAGCAAUAACAAGAUCACGUCAAUCGACCCUAGUGCAUUCGAACUGCUUCCCAACUUAGCCGACCUGGACUUGAAAGAAAAUAAACUUCAACAAAUGAGGGGUGAUGAAUUCACCACCGCCCCGAACCUGAGCAUGUUACACCUUUCCGGGAACGACCUCACAAGUUUGCCAUCCGACAUCUUCAAACCACUAACGUCACUUUCAGCGUUAAUUCUAGUGUCAAACAAAUUGGGGACGUUACAGAAGGGUUCGAUACCCUCCAUACCCCAUCUGAAAUAUCUGAGGCUAGAUAAGAACGAAAUUGAUGAUAUCAAACCGGGUACGUUCGAGGACUUCGAGUCGCUUCUGAUCUUGGACUUGUCCAAAAACACCUUAAAGUAUAUCGACGGGGAAAUGUUCAAAGGGCUUACAAAACUGGACAAACUCGAGCUUAAGUACAAUGAAAUAGAAGACUUGAAUCCGGACGUCUUCAACAAUCUACCUCAAUUGACUCGUGUACGUCUAGAAGGCAACAAGAUCAGCGCCAACGUUAUGGAGGUCAUGAAGAAGAGGUUUCCUGAAAUAAAUCCCACGUUUUUUUAGUAGAAUCUAAUGUGUAAUUUUUCUGUUUAAUAAAACCUUCUC
Photinus pyralis (common eastern firefly) is the source of this 2504-nucleotide messenger RNA. RefSeq names its product slit homolog 1 protein-like. Gene Ontology annotation, molecular function: protein binding. Gene Ontology annotation, cellular component: extracellular matrix. The coding region runs from base 42 to 2462 and encodes 806 amino acids. The transcript has 2 exons. NCBI's taxonomy places the organism in Eukaryota, Metazoa, Arthropoda, Insecta, Coleoptera, Lampyridae. The record is from RefSeq and is a predicted model, not a curated record.